Messenger RNA from Chrysoperla carnea, 474 nucleotides. Its product is annotated as glutamyl-tRNA(Gln) amidotransferase subunit C, mitochondrial-like. NCBI's taxonomy places the organism in Eukaryota, Metazoa, Arthropoda, Insecta, Neuroptera, Chrysopidae. The coding region runs from base 1 to 474 and encodes 157 amino acids. Gene Ontology annotation, biological process: regulation of translational fidelity. The transcript has a single exon. The record is from RefSeq and is a predicted model, not a curated record.
AUGAUUUCAAGUGAUAAAGCACUUAAAUUAUUAAAAUCUAUUAUCACAAAACAAAGUUGUAAAUCUCUUCCAAACCGAUAUCUUUGCGACGAGGCGCCUACAUCUUUAUGGAAUGAUAAAAAAAUGGUUCUAAAAUUGAAAGAAUUAUCAUACUUACAGUUUACAGCAAAUUCUGAGUGUUAUAAAAUAUUUGACAAGUAUAUAGAAAUAGCUAAGGACAUGGAAAAGAAAAGUAUUAAUGAUGUAGAACCAUUAGAAAUGACCAUGGAAGAUGUACCUAUAUUACUUCGAGAUGAUGUAGUGAGUGAAUCCGAUCAAAAGAAACAAAUAUUAAAGAAUGCGCCUAUCUCGGAAAGGGAUUACUUUGCUGCACCACGCAAUCAUUUAUCAAUUGAACAGAUGGAACUUGAAGCAACCCAAUCCGGAAAAGAGAUCACAUUCAAAGAACCCGAAAAGGAACGUAAUCCAAGCUAA